CGCGUUUACCUGUCUGUACCGGCCAAAGAUCGGCCCUUUUUUUCCUGCCAGGUCCGCCGCUGCCUGCUCUGCUCCCACGCCGCCGAUGAAGCCCAUCGUCGUCCACGCCGCCGCCGUGGACCGGCGGUGGCUGCUCCCUUUGGCCGUCGGCUCGGCGCUGUCCCUCUUCAUCCUCGUCCUCCUCACCACCGUCCCCUUCCCCUUCGUCCCCUCCUCCACGCCCUCCCCGGCGCUCUUCGUCGAGCACAAGCUCGCCCCGACGCCGCCGGCCUCCCGCGUCGCCGGAUCCCUCCCCCGCAUCGCCUACGUCAUCUCCGGAUCCGCCAGGGACGCCGCCGCGCUCCGCCGCGUGCUCCUCGCGCUCUACCACCCCAGGAACCUCUACGUCCUGCACCUAGAUGCCGAGGCGCCGGAGGCCGACCGCCGGGAGCUCGCCGCCGGCCUCGCGGCGCACCCGGUCAUAGCCGCCGCCGGCAACGUCCGCGUCGUCGAGCGGGCCAACCUCGUCACCUACCGCGGGCCCACCAUGGUCGCCAGCACCCUGCACGCCGCCGCCGCGCUCCUCUGGGGCCACUCCGGCGCCGGCGGGUCCGACUGGGACUGGUUCAUCAACCUCUCCGCCUCCGACUACCCGCUCGUCACGCAGGACGAUCUGAUCCAUGUCUUCUCCAAGCUGCCGCGUGAUCUCAACUUCAUCGACCACACCAGCAACAUCGGAUGGAAGGAGUUUCAGAGGGCGAAGCCGGUCAUCAUCGACCCGGGGCUCUACAUGAAGAAGAAGGCGGACGUGUUCUGGAUACCACAGCGCCGGAGCGUGCCAACGGCCUUCAAGCUCUUCACAGGUUCAGCCUGGAUGGCGCUGUCGAGGUCGCUGGUCGAGUACAGCAUAUGGGGCUGGGACAACCUGCCGCGCACCGUCCUCAUGUACUACUCCAACUUCAUCUCCUCCCCAGAGGGCUACUUCCACACCGUGGUCUGCAACGCCGAGGAGUUCAAGAACACGACGGUGAACCACGACCUGCACUACAUCGCGUGGGACAACCCCCCGAAGCAGCACCCGCACUACCUGACGAUGGACGACCUGGACCGGAUGAUCGCCAGUGACGCGCCGUUCGCCCGCAAGUUCCAUGCGGACGAGCCCGUGCUCGAUCGGAUCGACGAGGAGCUCCUGUCGCGCCGCGCCGGCCCGGACGCGCCCACCCCCGGAGGCUGGUGCGCUGGGACGGGGGACAACGGGAGCGACCCCUGCUCGGUCAUCGGGAACACCAGCUUCCUUCAGCCCGGACGUGGCGCCGUGCGGCUGCAGCGGCUCGUCACAUCCCUCCUGUCGGAGGAGAAGUUCCACCCGCGGCAGUGCAAGUGAUGACAUGACAUGCUUCUGAUUCCAGAGCUGCUUGCGGUGUUAUGAUGCACGGAUCUCCUGCCGGCGAUGCACGCACGGUUGAUUUGACCGCCCGCAGCUCGCCAUUUUGUCGGGUGGGUGGCAGACCGUGCGGUGUAUGACGAUGUUGUACGACCAGACCAGACCAGACUACGUAGCGUAAGUAGAAUUUGUUGUAUCACCACUUGUAGAACUACUGAAGUCUAAAGACCACAAGAUGAUGUAUCAUCGACUCGACGCCGACGGCAUGAACCUGAAGACGGCAACUUGGUGAUGAAAGUUGUACCCACGCCUGCAUCUUGUAAAGGCUGCUGAUGAUGCUUCUGAAGUUUGGAUAUCUCUGUUGUUAAUCAUUGCUGACUAAGUCAUGGAUUUUUCAUUUGA
Hordeum vulgare subsp. vulgare (domesticated barley) is the source of this 1765-nucleotide messenger RNA. RefSeq names its product beta-glucuronosyltransferase GlcAT14A-like. Gene Ontology annotation, cellular component: membrane. The transcript has 4 exons. Bases 86 to 1363 code for a protein of 425 amino acids. Gene Ontology annotation, molecular function: glucuronosyltransferase activity. The record is from RefSeq and is a predicted model, not a curated record. Lineage: Eukaryota; Viridiplantae; Streptophyta; Magnoliopsida; Poales; Poaceae.